This is a messenger RNA of Prunus armeniaca (apricot), 369 nucleotides long. Lineage: Eukaryota; Viridiplantae; Streptophyta; Magnoliopsida; Rosales; Rosaceae. The record is from the annotation of a GenBank genome assembly.
AUGGCUGGUGAAGAAUAUUGGCCAGUGACAAACCAUCAGCCUAUUAGACCCCCUAAGUAUCACAAGCAAGCUGGGAGACCAAGGAUGCUCAGAUGUAGGGAGCCAGAUGAGGUGAAUGGAGAAGGUGAUCUAAGGGGGCAAACUUCAGCAAAUCCAAGCCAACAACAGUCACAGACAAAUGGAGGAAAUAGGACAAGUGAAACCUCAGCAAAUCAAGCACACUCUGUACCAAGAGGAAUACAAUCUGCACGAAAUAUGUCUGAAUCCAAUGCACAAGUCUCAAACCCAAGUUCUUCUUCUACAAGAGCAAGCACAAUGAAAACCAAUACCAAGUCUUAUGCCAAGAAGAAUAACGUAUGGAAACCAUAA